Messenger RNA from Penaeus chinensis, 2725 nucleotides. RefSeq names its product lipid droplet-associated hydrolase-like (gene sturkopf). Gene Ontology annotation, biological process: lipid storage. Gene Ontology annotation, cellular component: lipid droplet. Lineage: Eukaryota; Metazoa; Arthropoda; Malacostraca; Decapoda; Penaeidae. Gene Ontology annotation, molecular function: lipase activity. The record is from RefSeq and is a predicted model, not a curated record. The transcript has 4 exons. Bases 37 to 939 code for a protein of 300 amino acids.
UCUAGUUCCUCACGACAGAAUUUAACUCUGGGCAGAAUGACAGGAGUAUUAGAAAGGAAAGAACUACUUGUGGGUAAAAGACCAACAGAAUUUUUGUGUGUUGGGCCAUCUUUUGAGGAAAAACCCAAUGACAUAGUACUAAUCAUCCCAGGAAACCCAGGUGUGACAGGUUAUUACACCAGCUUCAUGGAGACCAUAUAUGUGACUCUAAAGGGCACUCAUGCUGUUUGGGCUGUUUCCCAUGCCGGACAUUGCUGUACCUCUUACACUGAGUCACAGCUUGGGAAGGAUGUAUAUGACCUAAAUGACCAACUUAGACACAAGAUUGACUUCAUCCAUGAUUUUGUUCCCAAAGGAGCAAAUGUUACACUUGUCGGACAUUCCAUAGGUUGUCAGAUAAUCCUCAAUGUUCUUCAGGCAUUUGAGGAUAGCGCAGAUAUAACCAUAAAGUUUAGUUACCUCCUGUUCCCCACCAUAGAGAGAAUGAAGGACUCACCAAAUGGGACUCGACUUUGGCCUGUACUCUGCUAUUUCCGUUGGCUUACCAUUUUCUUGGCCAUCAUUGCAAGUUUUAUACCAAAGAAGAUAAAGGAGAGCUUGCUCUAUCUAUAUUUUGGAAGAAAAGCACAUAGACAUGUAAUAAAGGCCUCAACUGAGCUCUUGAAUCCCAAGAUUAUACAGAAUGUCCUCUGGAUGGCAUAUAGUGAAUUGAAUGAGGUACUUAUGCCCAAUCUAAAAGCACUUGAGAAACACAAGGGCACGGUAAUGCUCUAUUACGGAGCAAAUGAUUGCUGGUGUCCUCUGUCCUAUCACCAGGAUCUGGUAGCAAAGGUGAAAAGAGUUAAUGCCCAUGUGUGUCAGGAAGGACAUGCACAUGCUUUUGUUCUGAAGAGCUCAGUGCCCAUGGGAGAAAAGGUGGCGCAUUGGAUGAUAUCUUGAGAAAACUUUCAGUAUGCAAGUAUUUGUUAAGAAUAUGCAUUUACUAAGAAUUAAGUAAUUUAUUUGGUGUGUGUGUGUGUGUGUGUGUGUGUGUGUGUGUGUGUGUGUGUGUGUGUGUGUGUGUGUGUGUGUGUGUGUGUGUGUGUGUGUGUGCACGUGUGUUUUGUAUCUUUUGUGUAUGUUUCUGUUGUGGGUGCAUGCAUGUGUGCAUGUUUUAUGCAGCAUUAAUGAGCAUCUAUUUCUUGGCAGUUGUGUAAUUGGUUCAGAAGUUUAAAGAAAAGAGAUUGAAGAUCAUAUAUUGUCUCUAAGAAACAGCAUAUACCCUCUGACCAAGAAUAUAUUUAAGGGGUUAAGAUGGCUCAUUAUAUCAUUUUCAGUCUUUAUUUUGUUAAGGAUACAGUUUAUGAUUGUGUUAGUUUACAGCUAUUUUGUACGCAAUUAAUGAAUGCUGGAAAAGUAAAUUGAAGCAUUUAGAUUAAAUCUUAGUUAUUACUAUGUUAUGUGACAUUGGAGUUGACAUUGGAGAAAAUGUCAUUUAUAUAAUGUCUUAUUUUAAACAAAUGUUAGAUUCAAAGGAUCAUAUUUUGUUAAGUAAUCAGCAUGAAUUACAAAGUAGAAAAUGUUCAACGAGACACAAAUAUUAUUCUUUUUGAAUCAAAGACAAGCUCAACCCUUUCUCACUUCCUCCUCCUUUGUCAUUGUUCAUCAGCUUCAUCUUCCGCUUCUUUCUUUCACUUUUUCUUUUUCAUCUUCUUCUUACUUCUCCUUUUCUUUCUUUUUCACCUUCCACUUCUUCUUCUUCCUCGUUUUCUUCUAUUUCUCCUUUUUUUUUUCUUCCUUAAUUUUUCUCUUGUUUUAAGUAUGUGAUAAGACUUUACAGAGGAAAGGUGCUAUUGAAACCUUGGUUAUAGCAUUUAUUCUUUUUCAUUUCUAUUUUUCAUAUUUUAUGAAUAAGUAUAAGUGGAACCAUUAUUAGGUACAUGUACAAGUGCAUUUAGGCUUGGAAAUAAAUAUCUGGAGUAAGGAGAUGAAUUGAGUUUUCUACUCAUUAAGGCUCAUUAAGAUAACUAAUGCUAGAGACUAUGAACAGUAGUAGGUAUGUUAUAUAAAUAUAUAAUCAUUUUUCAGAGUAAAAGAUAGUUCUCCAUUUUAGAAGUUGUUUGCACUGUUCAUGUUCUUCACUAAGAAGAUAUAUAAAUUGUGAACAAGUAGAAUUAUAAAUAUAUGUGCUUUCCCUUUAAUCUAGAUGUACUGCAGAUUGCAGUUUACUAAUCCAACAGCUUUAAUAGACAUUGAUAUGAAUCUGGCCACUUGGCCAGCUGUGGCACCAGCCCAUGUGUUACAGUACAGUAAACUUGUACCAUGGGACCAAACACUAUCAUAUAGAAGUCCAAUAAGCUUGAACUAGGCUUAUGCCUAUAGAAAUGUUAUUGGUAUCAGUAAUAUCAAAACUGUAAAUGUAUGAUUUUGCUCUUUUUACCCAAAGCUUCACUAAUUCUUAAAAUUCCCAAGCCUACUAGGUGAAUGAGCUUCAAACUAUGCUAAUAUGGCAAGAAACAGAUUAACUUCCUCCAAUUCUUCAGGUGUUUAUGACAUUAUAUUUAAACUUCUUGAUGUUUUUCCUCCUCAGAAAAUGUAAGUUUAUUCUAGUAAUAAAUAUAGUUUGAAGUUGCCCACUGUAAACAUUCCAUGACAAUAUACAUUGUUAUAAUAUUGUUCUCUUAAAAUUAUCUUGCACAGUGUGUCUGUUUAAAGACAACAUUGUUAGUAAACAAAGGAUCCAUUA